AGCGCCCGCCCCCGCGCCCGCCCCCGCCCGCCCCGCGCCCGGCUCCAGCGCCGCGGGCCGGCGGCGAUGCCCGCUCCGCUGCCGCCGCUGCCGCUGCCGCUGCCGCUGCCGCCGGGAGACGCUGCGCGGCCCCCCCGGCUCGCCGCAGCAGCGCGCGCGCACGGGGCGCCCGCACGCCUGAGCCAUGAUUGCCGCAGCCUUCCUGGUGCUGCUGAGACCCUACAGCGUCCAGUGUGCCCUCUUCCUGCUCCUGCUCCUGCUGGGCACCAUCGCCACCAUCCUCUUCUUCUGCUGCUGGCACCGCAGGCUCCAGAAGGGCAGGCACCCCAUCAAGUCCGUCUUUUCGGGGCGCUCAAGGAGCCGAGAUGCUGUAAUGAGAACCCACCACUUUCGCUCUGAGGUAAUUUAUUUAGCACGCAAUUUCAAGGGCUUCAGAUCAAGUCCUCGUCAUGCCAGAAGACGUGUAGCAGCCCGCCUUGAAGAAACACAGCCUAUAGUGGAAGCUCACCACCUAAGUGAGCAGGAAACUUCUGUAAGAAAAAGAAAAAUCAAGAAAAGCAGCCGAGUUCAACCAGAAUUUUAUCAUUCUGUUCAAGUUACCCCAACAAGAAAACCUAGCUCCGGCAACGCGUCCUACCGCUGCUCCAUGUCUUCCUCCGCGGAUUUCUCGGACGAGGACGACCUGAGCCAGAAGUCGGGCACGGUGUCGCCGGCGCCGGGGGACACGCUGCCCUGGAACCUGCCCAAGCACGAGCGCUCCAAGAGGAAGAUCCAGGGCGGCUCCGUGCUGGACCCGGCCGAGCGGGCCGUGCUCCGCAUCGCCGAUGAACGGGACAAAGUACAAAAGAAGACCUUCACAAAAUGGAUAAAUCAGCAUCUCAUGAAGGUUCGAAAGCAUGUAAAUGACCUGUACGAAGACCUAAGGGAUGGACAUAACUUGAUCUCCCUUUUAGAAGUCCUUUCUGGAGACACCUUGCCAAGAGAGCGAGAUUUUUUGAAGACCUUACGGUUGGUGAGUUCAACAGAAGCAUGCGCAUAUGAACAGCAUGAGGAUGUGGAGGAUGAGGAUAAGGGGCCCCGAGAAAAAGGCCGGAUGCGUUUUCACAGACUCCAGAACGUCCAAAUUGCACUUGACUAUUUGAAAAAACGCCAGGUGAAACUGGUUAACAUUAGGAAUGAUGACAUAACAGACGGGAAUCCCAAAUUGACUUUGGGGUUGAUAUGGACCAUAAUUUUGCACUUUCAGAUAUCUGAUAUCCACGUUACUGGAGAGUCAGAGGACAUGUCUGCUAAAGAGAGAUUGCUCCUGUGGUCGCAGCAGACAACCGAGGGUUAUGCUGGAAUCCGUUGUGAAAAUUUCACUACCUGCUGGCGCGAUGGAAGAUUAUUUAAUGCCAUCAUUCAUAAAUACAGGCCGGACCUGAUAGACAUGAAUACCGUUGCUGUUCAAAGCAACCUUGCAAAUUUAGAACAUGCUUUUUUUGUAGCAGAAAAACUUGGUGUCGCCAGACUUCUGGAUCCUGAAGAUGUUGAUGUUUCCUCACCUGAUGAGAAGUCAGUAAUAACUUAUGUGUCAUCACUUUAUGAUGCAUUUCCCAAAGUACCAGAAGGUGGUGAAGGCAUCAGUGCAAAUGAUGUUGAAGUCAAAUGGGUUGAAUACCAGAAUAUGGUAAACUACCUCAUGCAGUGGAUCAGGCACCAUGUUUCAAUAAUGUCUGACAGAACAUUUCCCAACAACCCUGUGGAAUUGAAGGCACUUUAUAAUCAAUAUUUGCAGUUUAAAGAAACAGAAAUUCCGCCAAAGGAGAUAGAUAAAUCAAAAAUUAAACGUCUAUAUAAACUGCUAGAGGUCUGGAUAGAAUUUGGACGCAUCAAACUUCCUCAAGGCUAUCACCCAAAUGAUAUCGAAAAAGAAUGGGGAAAGCUUAUUAUUGCCAUGCUGGAAAGAGAGAAAACCCUUCGGCCUGAAGUGGAAAGGUUGGAAAUGCUGCAGCAGAUCGCGAACAGAAUUCAGCGGGACAGCCUGAGCUGCGAGGAGAAGCUGAUACUUGCCCGGAACGCUCUGCAGUCCGACGCCAAGCGAUUAGAAUCAGGGCUCCAGUUCCAAAAUGAAGCAGAGAUAGCUGGGUAUCUUCUUGAAUCUGAGAACCUUCUCCGUCAACAAGUGAUUGACGCCCAGAUUCUUAUCGAUGGAAAAUACUAUCAGGCAGACCAGCUUGUGCAGAGGGUUGCAAAACUUCGUGAUGAACUGGUGGCCAUAAGGACUGAAUGUUCUUCCGUGUACAGCAAGGGGCAUGCGCUGACAGCAGAGCAGACAAAGCUGAUGAUAUCGGGAAUAACUGAAAGCUUAAACUCAGGAUUUACAACAAACCUAACCCCUGAAUUAAGUGCUGCAAUGACCCAAGGUUUAACACCUACUUUGACUUCCUCCAGCUUGACAUCUGGCCUUUCAUCAGGUCUUACUUCCAGACUGACACCAGCCAUCACUCCUGCAUAUACACCAGGCAUCCCACCACGGUUAAUUCAAAGUUAUGUGACAGGAGUAGACAGUGGGACUCUGCAAACACUCAAACUGACACAAAUUAGAAAACCUCUUAUGAAAUCAGCUUUUGUGGAUCAGAAUUUAACAGAAGAAGAGGUCAACAUGAAAUUUGUCCAGGACCUAUUAAGCUGGGUGGAAGAAAUGCAGGUGCAACUUGAUCGAGCAGAAUGGGGUUCAGAUUUACCAAGUGUUGAAAGCCAUUUAGAAAAUCACAAAAAUGUCCACAGAGCUAUUGAGGAAUUUGAAUCCAGCCUUAAAGAAGCGAAAAUCAGUGAGAUCCAAAUGACUGCCCCUCUUAAACUCAGUUAUGCAGAAAAAUUGCACAAACUGGAGAGUCAGUAUUCAAAACUGUUGAACACCUCAAUAAAUCAGGAAAGGCACCUGGAUACUCUUCACAGUUUUGUGUCCCGUGCUACUAGAGAGCUGAUAUGGCUGAAUGAAAAAGAAGAGGAAGAGGUUGCAUAUGACUGGAGUGAAAGAAAUACUAAUAUCACAAGAAAAAAGGAAUAUCAUGCAGAAUUAAUGAGAGAACUUGAUCAAAAAGAAGAAGUUAUUAAAUCAGUUCAAGAAAUAGCUGAGCAGUUGCUUCUUGAAAAUCACCCAGCCAGGCUAACUAUUGAGGCCUAUAGAGCUGCAAUGCAGACACAGUGGAGCUGGAUUCUACAGCUCUGUCAUUGUGUCGAACAACAUUUGAGAGAAAAUGCUGCAUAUUUUGAGUUUUUCAAUGAUGCCAAAGAGGCUAUGGACUAUUUAAAGAAUUUAAAAGAUGCCAUAUACAGAAAAUACAGUUGUGAUAGAUCCAGCAGCCUUCAUAGACUGGAAGACCUUGUCCAGGAAUCUAUGGAAGAGAAAGAACAACUCUUGCAGUAUAAGAGCACAGUAGCAAGCCUUGUGGGGAGAGCAAAGGCAAUAAUUCAGCUGAAGCCAAGGAAUCCUGACUGUCUACUCAAAACAUCCAUCCCAAUUAAAGCCAUCUGUGACUAUAGACAAAUUGAGAUAACUAUUUACAAAGACGAUGAAUGUGUGUUAGCAAACAACUCCCAUCGUGCUAAAUGGAAAGUCAUUAGUCCGAGUGGUAAUGAAGCUAUGGUUCCAUCUGUGUGCUUUACAGUUCCUCCACCAAACAAAGAAGCAAUAGAUACAGCCAACAGGAUUGAACAGCAAUUUCAGAAUGUUCUGGCCCUUUGGCAUGAAUCACAUAUAAACAUGAAGAGUGUGGUUUCCUGGCAUUACCUGACGAAUGAAAUUGAAGCCGUUCGAGCUGGCAAUGUUGCUUCAAUAAAAACAAUGUUACCGGGUGAACAUCAGCAGGUACUAAGCAAUCUGCAGUCCCGCUUUGAUGACUUUGUGGAAGAUAGCCAGGAGUCCAAAAUCUUUACAAGCUCUGAUACAGCACAGCUGGAAAGGGAAGUUAAUGUUUGCAAGCAAUACUAUCAAGAACUUCUGAAAUCUGCAGAAAGAGAGGAGCAGGAAGAAUCUAUUUACAAUCUUUACAUCUCAGAAGUCAGAAAUAUCAGACUUCGCCUGGAGAGUUGUGAGGAGCGGUUGAUCCGGCAGAUCAGAACCCCAAUGGAAAGGGAUGAUCUGCAUGAAAGUGUGUUCAGGAUUUCAGAGCAAGAGAAACUGAAGAAAGAACUGGAUCGACUCAAGGAUGACUUGGAAGUAAUCACAGAUAAAUGCGAAGAGUUUUUCAGUCAAGCUGCUGGUUCACCUUCAGUCCCUACUCUGCGCUCUGAACUCAAUGUUGUUGUUCAGAAUAUGAAUCAAGUUUAUUCCAUGUCUUCCAUUUACAUAGAUAAAUUAAAAACUGUAAAUUUGGUGCUUAAGAACACCCAAGGAGCAGAAUCACUAGUAAAACUUUAUGAAACUAAACUCUGUGAAGAAGAAGCAGUGACUGCUGACAAAAAUAAUAUUGAGAAUCUCAUGGGUACAUUAAAGCAAUGGAGAUCUGAAGUAGAUGAGAAGAGAGAAGUAUUCCAUGCCUUAGAGGAUGAACUGCAGAAGGCAAAGAUGAUCAGUGAUCAGAUGUUUAAAAUGCACAAGGAACGUGAUCUUGACUUCGACUGGCAUAAAGAAAAAGUUGAUCAGUUAGCUGAGAGGUGGCAAAAUAUUCAUUCUCAAAUUGAAAACAGGCUGCGUGACUUAGAAGGUAUUAAUAAAUCUCUAAAAUACUACAAAGAUACUUACAAUUCAUUGGAUACUUGGAUUCAGCAAGUGGAAGAUGCUCAGAGAAAGCUUCAAGAAAUCCAUCCUGAAAAUAGCAAAGCAUUGGCUAAGCAGCUGAACCAACAUAAGAUGCUGGUUUCUGAGAUUGAAAUGAAACAAAGCAAAAUAGAUGAAUGCCAGAAAUAUUCAGAACAAUAUUCAGCUGCUGUGAAGGACUAUGAGUUGCAGACUAUGACCUACAGAGCUAUGGUUGACUCCCAGCAAAAAUCUCCGGUGAAACGCCGAAGAGUGCAAAGCUCAUCAGACUUCAUUAUUCAAGAGUUCAUGGAUUUACGGACUCGUUAUACUGCCUUAGUGACAUUGAUGACCCAGUACAUUAAGUUUGCAGGUGACUCUCUGAAAAGACUGGAAGAGGAGGAGAGUUUACCAGAUGAGAGUGAACUCCAGAAACCUGUGAAGUCAGCUGAAGUCCUUGAACAUUUGGGAUGUAACGAAGUGGUUGAAUUCAGAGAGAAAAACACGCCUAGUGAAAGCGUGAUGGAUGUGGAAUAUUUGCAAAAAGAUAACUUUUCCAGUAAAUGUAAAUGCACAGAAAAUAAACUAGAAAUUCACAGAGGAGAAUUUGAGGUAGACACAUAUGAUAAAAUCAAAGCUGAUAGAGCACUGAAGCAAUUUUUAAAUUUCAGUGGUCAAGAGAGUGGCAUUAGCGAUAACACAGAAUAUAAGCUACAUGCAGUGCAAGAGAGUAUUGUAGUUUUUGGUAAUCAAAAUAAAGAAAAAGAAAAUGGUAGAAAAGACUGUUUUGUUUCAUCUGUGAACUGUUUGAGUGUGAAUAGUGAUCCUGUUGAAAUGUUAAAUCAGCAAAUUGUUAAUGGAGACAGCCAGAAAACAGAGAGAGUAUCAAAGAAGUUAUCUGAUCUGGAAGCAGUACAUAAAAACAAAGAAAAAGAUAUUUCACAACAGGGGAGGAGCAGUGUUCCAACAAAGGAAGAAUUUGAGAUGCAAUCAGAAACUGAUUUUGAGCUAACAACAAAGAAAGAUGAAGUUAUUCCAAAAACUGGGAAGCAUGCCCUGGAUAUCAGCCCUUACGUGCAGCAACAUUUUUCAGCAAGAACACUUUUCGAAAGUCAGCAUAAAGAACAUUGCCCUUCAGAAAGUAGUAACCAUAAUACCUUAAACUCUGAACAUGAUGAGUUUCAAGUGUGUGAUGUAAAAGCUGACUCUUUGUCAGCUGUAAGGUGUGCAGUUCCUUUAGAGAAAGUUUCAUCCUCUUUCAGAGAACUGGCAGUGCACAAUGGAAAUGAAAAUAUAAUGAAGUUAAGUUUACAAUCUGUGAGCAAUCCAGACAUUUCUGAUAGUGAUGAAAAGGAUACAAACAAACUGCAUGGAACAUUUCUGGAUGAAAGCUACUUCAUGACAGAAAUUAAAAUCCUAGGAAACUCAAAUCUAAAUCCAAAUAAAACCAAGAGUAAAAUUCAAGGAAUUUUAGAUAUUUCUUCAGGAAAUAUUGUAGAGAAUCAGCAUGUGGCAAAAGUCUCUCAAUUGCAUACAUUAGAUUUUGAAAUGCCACCAAUGCAGAGUGAUCCCAGUUUAAGCAUAGAAUUGUUGGGCGAUGCAGGUGACCUAAAUGAUAAAAUAGCCCCUUCAGAAUCCAUUUCUGGAGGAGAGAAUUAUUUUCGAUUUUCAGAACAUGGAUUAGGAAAAAAGCUUUUGAGUCAUGAUGAGAAAUUAAGUGACAAGGAAAUGCUGCAGAGUAAAAUUUAUGGUUUGGACAGCGUAAAUAUAAGCAUGAACAAGCCAAGUGGAGAGAACAAAUUAGAAGACGGUCAGAAAUGUCAAGAUUUAUUGCUAGUUGGAGAAAUGGAGAGUAAAGCUAAAGGUCAUAGCAAAAACAUACUUGGAAAAAACAGCGAACUCCAGAAAAUAGUCUGUGAAAAUGCAGGAAACAAAUACUCACUUGAAAAAGAAGAAAGGCCAAAAAAAAAUGCCAGUGAUAAUGAAGAGAAAAGGAGCACAGAUAUUAAUGAGAAGUCAAUGGAAGAAGAAAAGAAAGAACACGUUGAGAAAGCUGGAGAUUUACUGAAAUGGGUGUCAAACCUCAGCAAGACACUCAGCAAAGAAGAAGGAGAAAAGGCUGAAAAGACAGACUUGCCUAAGCAGCAGAUUUCCCUGGAAGAGAUGUCAACCAAGAAAGAACAAAUAGCUGAAGCUCUGCAGACUACUCAGUCAUUCUUAGCCAAGCAUGGUGACAAAAUGACAGAUGAAGAGAGAAAUGAAAUGGAAAAACAAGUCAGAUCCCUCCAGGAGAGUUACAGCUUAUUAUCCAAUGAAGCUCUGAAACAACUGCAGGAAGCACAGUGUUUGAGUGAUGAAAAGAUGGAAGAAAAGGUGAAUAAAGUCAUUGCUGGUAUCAUUGACCAAACAACUGGAGAAGUCCUUUCAGUCUUACAGUCUGUUUUAAAAGGUUUUAUUGACUAUGGCACUGGAAUUAGACUGCUUGAGAAUCAGCUGAUUCUAUCUGGAAUCAUUUCUCCAGAAUUAGGAGUAUGUUAUGAUCUUGAAGAAGCUAAAGCUCAUGCCCUAAUUGAUGAGCAAACUCUGUUGGAAUUGCAGGAAUUAAGUAAUGCGAAGAAGCUUAUUUCAGAAUCAUCACUAAUAAAUCUUCCAGUUGUAUCAGCUUUAGAUGAAGGUCUAAUUUCAGAAUCUUUGGCCAUUAAAAUUCUUGAGAAUCAGCUUUCAAGUGGGCACUUGAUUUUGUCAUCUACUGGAGAAAACCUGACUUUACAAAAGGCUUUCCAGAGGAACCUGAUUCCUCCGACAUUAUAUGCAAAGCUUCUGGAAAGACAAGACACAUGCAAAGAUCUCAUAGACCCUAACACCACUGAAAAGAUUUCGCUUGAACAGAUGGUUAACAGAAGCAUAAUACAUGAAGAAACAGGGUUAAGACUCUUACCUGUGAAACCACAAGAAAAAGGAAGAAUCACAUUCAAAUGUGGAAGGAAAAUAACUGUUUUGAGGGCAGCCCAUGAAGGACUCAUUGAUCGGGAAACAAUGUUCAGGCUACUGGGGGCUCAGUUAAUGUCCGGAGGUAUAGUUGACUCUGACUCAGGGAAGCGAGUAACUGUGGAAGAAGCCAUGAAACAAGGGAUGAUAGAUCAAGACACUGCCUGUGGGAUUCUCACACAUCAGGUUCAGACUGGUGGAAUCCUUUGUCCAAAUUCAGGCAAACGCUUGACUGUUGAUGAAGCUGUGCAAUGUAACUUAAUAUCAUCUACCAGUGCAUUACUGGUAUUACAAGCACAAAAAGGCUUUGUUGGCCUAAUCUGGCCUCAUACUGGUGAAAUAUUCCCCAUCUCAACUUCUUUGCAUCAAGGGAUGGUAACAAAUGAGCUGGCAUUUAAAAUACUAAAUGGUAGGCAGAAAAUAGCUGCACUUUACAUUCCAGAAACUUGCGAAGUACUCAGUCUAGAUAAGGCUGCACAGUCAGGGGUAAUAGACAUCAAUACUGUAUCUGUUUUGAACAGUGUGACUUUACCAGAUAAAAUGCCUAGUGUUGAAGAAUUACAAUCUCCAUGUAAAAAUGCUGCAAAAUGGCUAUCAACCUAUGAGCUUCAGCCAUCUGUAUUUCAUGACUAUGAGGAAGAACAUGAAGAUUCUGGCACAGAAGACCAUGCAUGUCAUAGUUUGGACCAAGCUAAGAAAUUAUUCAUAUCUUAUCUAAUGGUAAAUAGUUAUAUGGAUGCAAACACUGGAGGAAGACUUUUAUUAUAUGAUGGAGAGCUGCAAGAAGCCAUCAAUAUAUUACUGGAAGGUGCAUACAAUGCUGAUGUGUCAGAAAUGGAGUUUAGUAACAAAUACCUAAGCCCAAAAGGAAUUAAUCAGAAGUCAGCUGACAAUGUCCACUUUAGUAAUGUCAAAAGCAAUGUCGAGGGUGAUCUUUCAGGUGCUGAGAAUACUUUUAAUGGCAGGAAAUUAAUUCAGUUGGAAGAUUUUGGGAAUAAUAAAGGUUCACAGGGAAAAGAUGUUCAUAUAUGUAGACCUGAUAUUUAUAAUACUGGUACUGAGCAAUCAGAAUAUACACAGGAUAUUUUGUUAACUAAACCUACAGAAGUUAGAAAUGUAGUAGGUAGCAUUCAAAAUUCUGCAAACAAAAAUGCACUCAAGAGUCUUCUGGAGUAUUCUGAAUGGACAGAAUUAGAACUAUGUAAGCCUAAGGAUCAGAAGACAAAUUCAGGAAAUAUUGAAGGAUGUCUUCCAAAUGGCUCAAAACCAAAUCCCAUUUCAGAAAUAGAAGAAGAAAACACACAUAUGCCAGACAGUCUGGGUAAGGAAAACAAGAAUUAUAAGACUUUACAAAAUACCUUGUCUGUGAAUGAAUGGUCAGUUAAUGAAAUCCAAGGAGACCUGGAAAGGUGCACGAAAUGUGGGCUUCGCAUUUUGCAAGCUGAUGACAGCAGAAUGUUACCUGAUAAUAGCAAGAAAGAUGACUUUCAGAGAAGUCUUGGUUUGUCCAUCAAUGCAGAUAUUGAAUAUAGACUUCCAGAAGAACUUUCUUGUAAAGAAUUAGGAAGUCAAGUUGUUGACACGCUACAGUUUGAAGACAAUGGAUAUAGCGAGCUACCUCUACAGGACUACCCUAAUGUACGUAACAGGCCAUCCCUAGAGGAUGUUGGCAGUCCAUCCUUGGAGGAUUGUACUGAUUUGCAGAAUAAGCUGUGUCUAGAAGACAGCAGGGACAUGCACUACAGGCCUUUGUUAGAUGACAGUACUUUUAGACAUGAUGAACCACUUGUGGGGGACAGUAACAAUGCAGCACAAGGGCUAACAUUAGAAGAAACCAAUCUUACAUUUGAUAAGUUACUGCUGGUUGACAGUAGUUCUUAUUCAUCACUAGGAGGGAGUGAUGGCGUCUCACGGUUUGAAAGUAGACACUUGCACCAUGAAUGUGAUGAGGUAGCCUCUGAAGAUGACAGCUCUCAGAUUGAUGAAGACGAUGAUGAUGCCGCCUAUGAAACUCCUCAGGUUGAUGAUGAUGACAGUGAUGUCUACCAUACUCCACAAGUUGAAGAUGAUGAUUCCUAUGACACUCCUCAAGGUGAUGAUGAUUAUGAUACCUUGCAGCUGGGAGAUGAUGAUACACCAGAGCCUGAUAAUGUUCCCUUAGGUUUUCUAGAGGAGAAAUGUGGUCUAAUAAAUCUGAGAGAAGGGAACAGCUCUUUUCAAGACCUUGCAGCUAAUGCUGGAGAGAGGUUCCAUUAUUCAAGGGAUGUAAAUUUGGUAGGUCUACCUGAGAGCAUAAAUACAGUUUCCGCAAGUGCCAGAACUUUGGAAACCUGCCCUGAGAAGCAAAAGGAAAGAACAGAGAGCUUUGAAGAGAAGAGGCUAAAAUUGCCUCUGGAGAGUGAAGGAAGUAAGGAGGGAGGCCUUAGUCCCUUACUAAAGGUGUAUGAAGCAGAAGUACAAAGAAAUAGAAAUGAGGAAGGUGAAAUGAAAGCAGAAAGUGACUCUUAUGAGGAUGAAUCUGAAGGAACACAGGAGGAGGAAGAUUAUGAUUUUGACUAUAUGGAUUAUGAUUAUGAUAGUUACGAUGACUCUGACACUGAUUGUGACAGUGAUGAAGAAAUGGAUAUUUUUUACUCACACCAUCAAUGUAAAAAUAUGGGCGACCAGCUGUUAACUCCUUUAGGAGACAUAGAAGAUAGUGAAGAAAAUAAUCAGAAUAUUGAUGAUUGUUACCAUUCUUUAAGCACUGUGGCAGGGGAUUGUUUGCAAUUCCAGUCCAACCAGGGGAAUGGAAAACUGCCCUCUGGAAAAACUAUAUCAGAUGUUUCUGAGGAAAGAUGUAUUGGUCUUACACAUACAAGCAAAGAAGAAAGGCAGCAAGAAAGAGACAAUGAGUGUGAGAACUCUAUCAAAAGUAAACGUACGUCACAAGAUAUUAAUGAACAUAAACAGUCUGAAAAUGUCUUUUACACUAAGUGGGUGUCUUGUAAGAGCGAAGAAGAUAACAAAACACAGUUUAAGGUUCCAAGUUUUCAGCUUCUUGAUGAUACUGUGACAUCUGAUGCUGGAGUAACAGCCGUCCUAAAUACAAAGCAAGCUACAGAUGAUGAUGAAAAAAUUCAGACAAAUUUGUUUCUCCCAGAAUGCGCUUUACCUGUUUAUAGCAUGGAUAGAAACAAUACUGGUAUCAUGCCAACUUUGCAUUCAAAUCAUGGGCAAAGACAAAAAGUAGUAGUAUUUGUGGAGGAACAAAUGUUAAAUGAUAUUGCUGGCAUGGAACAACUGAAGGAAAGUGCUUCCCCAAUGGACAGUAAAUUCCUUGGACAUAUGUCUCAUGUGAGUGAUGAUGAUAGUCUAUGUUCGCUUACUGAUCAAAUAGAACAAGCCACAAAUAGGAAGUGUAGUCAAAUAGAAAUAGGUUCUAAAAUUCUUAAAGAAAAUACAAAUACAGUGAAUAUUACAAAGGAAAAUGAUAUGCAAGAGCUAAGUAAAAGUCCCAUUCAUAUCAAAAGCCUUGGGGAAAUAUUUGAUGCCUCAGUAAUUAAAGCUGAUAGAGAAACUCCUGUUUCAAAUAAAGAAAAAGUAAAUGCAGAUAAAGCUUUGCUUGCUACUAGAGGUGAUGUGAAAUCAGAUGAAAUUAAGAGAGAUUUUAAUCUUUCCUCCUCUAUAAAAGAAUGUGCAACAGGUGUAAAAGCGGAAAGCAAUUCAGAAUUGAAUAAAGCUGAAUCCUGUUGCAUUAUAGAUGGGGAGAGGGGGAGACAUGAUUUGCAGAACAAAAAGGAAUUUCUGCUCAAGGACAUAAUUGAUACAGGAGAAAUGCAUUCAAGUGAAUUAAACUUUCACACUUGCUCCCUUGUCCCGAAAGUUACAGUAAAACCUGAAGAAAUUAACAUGACCAAGGGAACAGUUAUCUGUCAAAAUACUGUGAAUGUUCUUAAAGACAGUUCAGAAAAUAAGAGCAGCAAUGAUCAUGAAUUUGUCCUCAUAAAAGCAGGUGCUUUAGGAAGUAAUGAGAAUGCCAAAGAAUCAGGGGAUGGGACUGAAGCGCUACUUUCUGGGAAUCACACCCAUACCGCUGAUGUUUCUUCUGUAGUUCUGAGCAGCAUAGGGGGUGGUUUGGUUAGUGUUGCCCAUGAAGAAUAUGAGGCAGCGAAGAACUCAAAGGGAGAGAAUUUCAUGGUCACUGAGACUUCUUCCUUUGAAAAUGGUUUUGAAAAACAAAUGUCCAUGGCAUCAUUACAAAAGGAAAUGGGACCCUGCAAAGAUUUUCAAAUAAAGGAAGAUAUUUCACAAUCCCCAGAAAUGUCUGAUACACUAAUGGAAGACUUAAAGAAUUUAUUGCAAAGCAAAUUGAAAAAAGGACAUGUUUGCUACAAGCAGGAUGGUGAACCCCUAAGUUACUCUGAUAUGAAAGUUUUAGUGCAAAAUUUACUUACAAUGGUUAGAAGCACACAGCUUGGGAGUGACACAUCUCAUGAAUCAGAUAUAAAGCAAACAAGUGACGAUCUCAGAACUUCAUUAAUGUUUACCAAACCAUGCAUAAAACCAAAGGACGGUGAUGCUCUUUCAUUGCUUUGGCCUGACUGCAGAAGUCCUGACCUCCUUCGGGAUAUUCUGAAGCAGGAAUCCUGCAAACAAAAGAUGGAUAAUCCAGAUGAAAUGAAGAAUGAAAUAGGCCAAGGAAUAAAAUCUCCUGUUCCAAAACUUAUUACUUCUCAACUUGGGCAAUUUUUUCAAAUCUCAUCUGGAGGUGAAAGUACACACAAGUUAGAGGAGCUGAUAAGUGGUUUGCUUACAAGCUCACAGAUUGGUGGUAUCACCAUAGGACAUGAUGGUAAAGGCAAAGUAGAUGGGCUUUGUACUCUUUUCUCAACAGAACAAUCAGUGUUUGGAUCAGAAAUUCCUAAAGAGAAUCCGGUGGAAGAGAACAUAGUUUGUGCUUUGAAAAGUGACCAGGAGCAUGAGAAGACAGACAGCCUUUCCAAAGGCUUUACUGAGCCUGUUUUCAAAACAAAAGAAGGAGUCCUGGAAGACAACCCAACUGGCACGUUCAGUGGAGUACAGCAGUGCUUAAAGUUAGCAGAGAAACUACAAAAGCAUUUGGCUGUGGUUCAAGAUAUGAAAUGCUACCUAGAUAAUCAGCAACCUAUUAGUAGCAAACUGGAAACACUGAAAGAUGAACUGGAACAAAUGGAGUCAUUUGAAUCAGAGCUGGCUACCUUUGCCAUUAUACUAAAGAAAGAUGUGAAGUUGACAGAAGAAUUUUUAAGGCUUUCUCACGGAGAUAUGCUCAAAGAGAAACUUAAAGAGCUAAAGAUAAGCUAUGACUAUUUGCAGGAAGCAUUUCUGGUGGUCUGUGAUACAUCUUCAAAACGGGCAAAACAAAUAAUCUGUGCUAUUGACUCUGAAAUGUCUAAGCUUGCAGUAUUACACCAGCAACUUUUAAGCAAACUGCAGAGGUAUUCAGACUGGAUCACAGAAAAAAGUAAAGUUGUGAGUGACUUCAUAGUGAACACUAAUGAUAUAGAAGACAUGAAGCAAAGUUUACAACUCCUCAAGAAUACUGCUGGAGAGCUUGGCUGUAUGAAAAUGCAGUUGGAGUCCACUGCCCUUGAUGUUCAGUUCUUCAUUUCUGAACAUGCCCAAGAUCUUUCUCCUAAUCAGAGCAAACAGCUACUGAGGCUCUUAAAUACCACCCAGAAAUCUUUUCAGGAAGUACAGGAAGCAAUAACAUCUCAAGUGGAAAGUUUAGAGACUCAGUUACAGGCAGCGCAAGAACUGAGUGAUCAGAAGGAUGUGGCUGAACGGCAGCAGGAAUGCAAAGAGAAACUGCAGGAAAUGUGCGAUUUGCUUACACAGACUGAAAAUCGAAUAAUUGGACACCAAGAGUCUCUUGUUAUUGGAGACAGCAAGGCUGAGUUAGAACAGUACCAGACCAAGCAGGAGGAAAUACAAAAAGACAUGAGAGAGAGUGCACAGGCAUUGGCAGAGAUUGUGAAAAAUACCGAAAUGUUCCUGAAAGAGAAUGGAGAAAAGUUGUCACAAGAAGACAAGAUUAUUCUUGAACAGAAACUAAAUGAAGCUAAAACAAAGUGUUUGCUCCUUAGCCAGAAGGCAGAAGAGUCCAAAAAAGAACUGGAUAAAGCUAUGACAACAGCAAUUAAGCAGGAGACAGAAAAGGUUGCAGCCAUAGAACAGCUGGAAGAGAGUAAAAAUACGAUAGAAAAUCUCUUGGAUUGGUUAUCAAAUGUGGACAAAGAAGCGGAGCACGGCAGGAAGCUUAAGCAGGCGAUAGAACAGAAUGGGACACACUUUGAAGAGGGAGAUGUGAAAGCUUUCAAAGGAGAGGAGGACGAUGUCAAUGGCAAUCUGCUGGAGCAGCAAGACAUUGAAACUCAGGUGGAUGGACUAGUAAAAAGCACAGAAGACAAUCUGAACCAGCAGUAUCAGAGGGUCAAGGCUCAACAUGAGAAAAUUAUAUCACAGCAGCAGGCUGUCAUAAUAGCAACUCAGUCUGCCCAGGCACUACUUGAGAAACAAGGCCACUACCUUUCCCCUGAAGAAAAAGACAAGAUGCAAAGGAACAUGAAAGAGCUGAAGGCUCAGUAUGAAACUGCUUUAGCUGAAUCAGAAAGGAAAAUGAAGUUAACUCAUUCUCUGAGGGAAGAACUUGAGAAAUUUGAUGCAGACUAUAGUGAAUUUGAAACCUGGCUGCAGCAGUCAGAACAAGAACUUGGCAAUUUGGAGGCUGGUGCUUCUGACUUCAGUGGUAUUAUGAUCAAACUGAAAAGGCAGAAGAGUUUUUCAGAAGAUGUUAUAUCUCACAAAGGUGAUUUACGGUAUAUUACAAUUUCUGGACAAAGAGUUUUAGACGCUGCGAGGUCUUGCAGCAAAAGAGAUGGUGUUAAGGUUGACAAAGAUGGUAUUGAUACUUCAGCUACUUAUACUGAAGUGCAGAAUAGACUCGACAGUGCUUCAGAUCGUUUCAAAUCUCUCUAUACUAAGUGUAGCAUCCUUGGAAAUAACCUUAAAGACCUGGCAGAUAAAUACCAGCAUUAUGAAGAUGCGUCGUCUGGACUUUUGUCAGGUCUCCAGGCCUCUGAAAUAGCUGUGAACAAACAACUGUCUGAGCCAAUUGCAGUGGAUCCCCAAAAUCUCCAAAGACAGCUAGAAGAAACCAAGGUUCUUCAGGGACAAGUGUCUACUCACCAAAUUGCUGUAGAAAAACUGAAAAAAGCUGCUGAAGUGCUUCUGGAUACAAGGGGAGAGUUGACACCAGACAAAGAUAAGAUUCAGAAAACAUUGGAUGGCAUUGUGGACAGAUAUGACAAUUUAUCAAAGUCCGUGAACGAAAGGAAUGAGAAGCUCCAGAUAACUCUGACACGAUCCCUAAGUGUACAGGAUGGUUUGGAUGAAAUGCUCGAUUGGAUGGAAGGUGUUGAAAAGAGCCUGGAAGAGCCAGGUCAAGUGCCUUUGAAUUCUGCUGCUAUUCGGGAUAUCAUUAGUAAAAGCAUUAUGCUAGAGCAAGAUAUUGCAGGUCGCCAAAGCAGUAUAAACACUAUGAAUGAAAAAGUGAAGAAGUUCAUGGAAACAGCAGAUCCAUCCACUGCAUCCUCACUACAAGCUAAAAUGAGUGAACUUGCAGGACGGUUUUCUGAAGCAAGUAACAAACAUAAAGAAAAGCUUGUGAAAAUGGAGGAGUUGAAGACUAAAGUGGAGUUGUUUGAAGGUCUGUCAGAAAAACUUCAAACGUUUUUAGAUGAGAAGAACCAGGCUUUCAGUGAGACUGAGGCACCAAGAAAGGAUGUUAGUGAAGUGUCUCAGUAUAUGCAGGAAACUAGUAUAGAAUUGGCACAACAUAAGAAAGAUCUGGAAGUUUUGCAACAGCUUCUUGAAGAACUUUCGUUCCAUGCUCUUCAUGGGGAUAAAGCAUUGGUACUAGAAAAAGUAAAUGCUUUGUCAAAGAAAUUCAGGGAGGUAGAGGAGACAUUAAAGGAAAAAGAAGAGGAUGUAUCAUCUUGUCAGAAACAAAUGGAUACUUUUGAGCUCCUUGUAGAAUCUUUAAAGAAAUGGAUAAAAGAGACAACAGAAAGAAUUCCAGCAGCACGACCCUCACUGAAUACGGAGGAGUUAAAGAAACCUUUGGAAGAUACUCUGAAUUUAAAAGAUGAAUGGACUUUAAAAGCACCUGAACUACAGAAAAUGAAUAGCAGAGGAACAGUGUUAUGCAAUCUAAUUACUGCUGUUACUUCUCCUGCAAAAUCAAGAGCAGCUGCAAAAUCAGGUGGAACAAUGUUAAAUGGUGAAGGAGGAGCUCCAGGUACUCAGGAUUUUCUGAAAAAUAAAGAACUGUCAACUGUUCAACAAGCCAUGUCUGAUGUAAAUCACAGUUAUGAAGAUUUGGGAGUUUUAUUGAAGGAAAAGAUUUCAGAACUAGAAAGUAUGCUUACGAAAAUGCAAAAUAUUCAGGAAGAAUCAACCUCAAUGAUGCAAUGGUUACAGAAAAUGGACAAAACUGCAUCAGACUGGGAAGCUGCUCCAACUGAUAGUGAGGCUGUUAAAACCCAAGUUGAGCAACAUAAGCUAUUUGAAACUGAAUUAAAGCAAAGUGAGAAUAAAGUGCAGGAACUAAAGGACAAAGUGACAGAGCUGUUGGAGAAGAACCCUGACUCUCCUGAGGCACCCAAAUGGAGACAAAUGCUGGAUAAAAUAGAUUCCAAAUGGAAAGAGCUCAGUCAAGUUACAUCUGAGAGACAACAAAAACUGGAAGAGUCUUCAAAUUACCUGACCCAGUUCCAGACAGCAGAAGCUCAGUUAAAGCACUGGCUUGUAGAAAAGGAGCUAAUGGUCAGUGUGCUGGGACCACUGUCAAUUGAUCCAAAUAUGCUGAAUACACAAAAGCAACAGGUCCAGAUUCUGCUUAAAGAGUUUGACACCAGAAAGCCACAAUACGAACAGCUAACUACAGCUGGCAAAGGGAUUCUGAAGAGGCCUGGUGAACAUCCCCCCUCUCAUGAAAUUGUAAAAGAGCAACUGGCAGCUGUGGCACAAAAAUGGGACAGUCUAACUGGCCAACUGAGUAACAGAUGUGACCGAAUUGACCGAGCCAUUGGCAAAAGCACAGAGUACCAAAGGCUACUCAGAAGUCUGUCUGAUAAGCUAAGUGCCUUGGAUAGCAAACUAAGCAGCAGCCUGGCUGUGAGCAUACAACCUGAUGCUGUGAAACAACAAUUGGAAAUUGCUAGAGAAAUGAAGGAGGAAAUAGAACAGGAAAUGAAGAAUAUAAAUGCAGCUCAAGCUCUUUGUGAAGAGCUAUCAGCGCUGGUUGGAGAAGAGUAUUUGAAAGCAGAACUGACAAGGCAGUUAGAUGGCAUCAUAAAAUCAUUUAAGGAUAUUGAACAAAAAUCUGAUGACCAUGUUCAGCAGCUUCAGUCAGCAUAUGCCACUUCUUAUCAGUUCCAGCAAAUGUCUGAAGACUUUCAGACCUGGCUAGACAAAAAGAAUGAAGAGCUGAAUCAGGCUUGUCCUAUAUCAGCCAAACUUGAUGCCUUGCAGUCACUAAUUGAAGAACAGAAAGAUUUUAAGAAGACCCUGUCCGAUCAGAUUAGUUCAUAUGAAAAAAUUGUUGCAGAAGGGGAAAGUAUCUUACAGAAGACUCAAGGAGCUGACAAGGCAGCAUUACAGUCCCAAAUUGCCACACUCAAAAGUAACUGGGAUGAAAUGAAUAAGCAGGUAAAAGAAAGGCAAGAUAAAUUAACAGAUUGUCUGGAGAAAGCCCUCCAAUACAAGCAGCAUGUGGAAAAUCUGCAGCCAUGGAUAGAGAAAUGUCAAAGCAACCUGUGUGAAGUAAAAGUUGGCAUAAACCCUGUUGAAAUAGAGAAUUCUAUUGUUCAGGUGAAGGCCUGGCAGAAGGACCUGGAUAAACACCAUGGCAUGGUGGAGCUAUUAAAUAAUACUGCUGAAAGUUUGCUCAGCGCAAGUCAAACAGAUAAAGAAGUUGUUGAAGAGGAGACUAAGGGGCUUAAUCAGAAAGUGAAAAUGGUCACAGAACAAUUACAUAAGAAGAGAGAGUGCUUGGAAAAUAUGGCACAAAGGCUGAAAGAGUUUCAGGAGUCAUCCAGGGAAACUGAAAAACAGCUUAAAAGUGCCAAGGAGCAUCUGGAAGCUCAUGAUGCUCUUGGACCUCAGUCAUUCAGUAACAAACACCUGACAAUGAUGCAGACCCAGCAGAAAGCCUUACAGGUUUUAAAGCCUCAUGUCGAUUUAGCAAAAAAGCUUGCCCAAGAACUGGUGGUAGAAGCUUCUGAUUCAGCAGGUGUUUCUGAUCUUUUGCUCCAAGCUGAAUCCUUGGAGCAAGAGUACAGUGCAGUGAACCUGCAGGUAGAAGAGAGGUGCUCGUUCUUGGAGACGAAACUUCAGGGAAUUGGCCAUUUCCAAAACACCAUCCGAGAGAUGUUCUCUCAGUUUGCAGAGUUUGAUGAUGAGCUUGACAGCAUGGCUCCAGUGGGGAGAGACCUUGACGUACUGCAGUCACAGAGAGAGGAUAUAAAACGUUUCCUGAAAAAGCUGGAAGACCUUAUAAUGAAUAAUGAAAAUGCUAAUAAAAACUGCAAAAUGAUGCUAGCCACAGAAGUUGAAGCUUCUCCUGACCUCGUUGGUAUAAAAAGAGAUUUGGAAGCUUUAAAUAAACAGUGCAACAAAUUACUCGACAGAGCAAAAGCCAGGGAAGAUCAAGUGGAAGGGACCAUUAGCCGUGUUGAGGAGUUUUACUGUAAGCUGAAAGAGUUUUCCAGCCUGCUUGGGAGAGCUGAAGAGCACGAAGAGUCACAAGGUCCUGUUGGAAUGGAAACAGAAGCUAUCAAUCAGCAGCUGAAUACGUUCAAGGUAUUCCAGAAAGAAGAAAUUGAACCACUGCAAGUAAAACAACAGGAGGUAAAUUGGUUAGGUCAAGGCCUUAUUCAAAGCGCUGCUAAAAGUACCAACACAGAGAACCUUGAACAUGACCUUGAAGAUGUUAACACCCGAUGGAAGACUCUUAAUAAGAAGGUUGCCCAGCGUGCUGCACAAUUGCAGGAAGCCCUCCUUCACUGUGGGAGGUUUCAGGAUGCCCUUGAAUCUCUGCUUAGCUGGCUCAUUGAUACAGAAGACCUCGUGGCUAAUCAGAAGCCACCAUCUGCUGAAUUUAAAGUUGUGAAGGCCCAAAUACAAGAACAGAAACUUCUCCAGAGGUUGCUGGAUGACCGCAAGCCCACUGUUGAGGUAAUCAAGCGUGAAGGGGAGAAAAUUGCAGAGUCAGCAGAACCUGCUGAUAAAGUGAAAAUCUUGAAGCAGUUGAGUUUCCUGGAUAGUCGAUGGGAUGCGUUGCUCAGUAAAGCUGAAACAAGGAAUCGUCAGUUGGAAGGUAUCUCCGUGGUGGCACAGCAGUUCCAUGAAACUCUGGAACCGCUGGCCGAGUGGCUGACUGCCACUGAGAAAAGGCUUGCAAAUGCUGAACCAAUUGGAACACAGGCCUCCAAACUCCAACAGCAGAUUGCUCAGCAUAAAGCCCUAGAAGAUGACGUCCUAGCUCACAAUAAGAGUUUACACCAGGCUGUUAGCAUUGGUCAGUCUCUAAAAACUAUGAGCUCCAGGGAAGAUAAAGAUAUGGUGCAGGAAAAGCUAGAUUGUUCCCAAGCCCGAUACAUUGAGAUUGAAGAGAAGAGCAACAGCAGGUCUGAGCUUCUCCAGCAAGCUUACUGCAAUGCUCAGAUUUUUGGGGAGGAUGAAGUUGAAUUGAUGAACUGGCUGAAUGAAGUCCAUGAUAAACUGAGCAAACUGUCAGUCCAAGAUUACAACACAGACUUGCUUGAGAAACAGCACUCUGAACUACUGGAACUUCAAGAAGAGAUUCUUCUUAGAAAACAAAAUGUCGAUCUGGCUAUACAAAAUGGCUUAGAGCUCCUCAAGCAAACAACAGGUGAUGAGGUUGUAAUAAUUCAAGAUAAACUGGAAGGCAUUAAAGCGAGGUACAAAGAUAUUACAAAAUUGAGCUCUGAUGUAUCCAAGACCCUAGAGCAGGCUCUGCAGCUAGCAGGUCAGCUACACUCAACCCAUGAGGAGCUCUGCAAAUGGCUUGACAAAGUGGAAGUGGAGUUACUCUCGUACGAAAUUCAAAUACCAAAGGGUGAAGAAUUAAGCCAGGCACAAGAAAGACAAAAAGAACUGAAGAAAGAAGCAAAGAACAACAAAGGCUUGUUGGAUACUCUGAAUGAAGUCAGCAGUGCCUUCCUGGAACUGGUGCCAUGGAGGGCCAGAGAGGGGCUCGACAAGAUGAUAACAGAGGACAACGAACGGUACCGAUUAGUGAGCGACACUAUCUCUCAGAAGGUGGAUGAGAUUGAUGCUGCCAUCCUGAGAUCCCAGCAGUUUGAUCAAGCGGCUGAUGCUGAAUUAGCCUGGAUUGCAGAAACAGAAAAGAAACUGAUGUCUCUGAGUGAUAUUAGGCUUGAGCAAGACCAGACCACUGCUCAGCUACAAGUUCAAAAGGCAUUUACCAUGGAGAUUUUGAAGCACAAAGAUACUAUAGAUGAACUUGUAAAAUCUGGGGAUAGGAUUAUGAACACAUGCACUGAAGAAGAGAAACAGACCAUGAAGAAAAAACUGGAAAGCCUCUUACAGAAAUAUGAUACAGUCUGUCAAAUGAACUCUGAGAGAAACCUCCAGCUGGAAAGGGCUCAGUCCCUGGUUAGCCAAUUCUGGGAGACUUAUGAAGAGCUUUGGCCAUGGUUAACUGAAACAGAAAUGGUCAUCUCUCAGCUUCCUGCCCCAGCCCUUGAAUAUGAAACUUUAAAGCAACAACAAGAAGAGCAUCGGCAACUGCGUGAGCUGAUCGCUGAGCACAAGCCUCAUAUAGAUAAGAUGAACAAAACUGGGCCUCAGUUGCUGGAGCUAAGCCCAGGAGAAGGUUUUUCUAUCCAAGAGAAAUACGUGGCAGCUGACACCCUUUACAGUAAAAUUAAGGAAGAUGUCAAAAAGCGAGCACUGGCGUUGGAUGAAGCCAUUUCUCAGUGUACCCAGUUCCAUGACAAGAUAGAUCCAACUCUUGAGAGUCUGAAGCGCAUAGUUGAACGUCUGAGGCAGCCACCUUCGAUCUCAGCAGAGGUUGAGAAGAUUAAAGAGCAGAUCAGUGAAAAUAAGAACGUGUCAAUGGAUCUGGAAAAACUUCAGCCAGUGUAUGAGACGCUUAAACAGCGAGGAGAGGAAAUGAUUGCUCGCUCAGAAGGAGCUGAUAAGGAUAUAUCUGCUAAAGCUGUUCAAGAUAAACUGGACCAAAUGGUCCUGAUUUGGGAAGACAUCCAGACUUUGACUGAGGAGAGGGAGACCAAAUUAUUGGAUGUAAUGGAACUAGCUGAAAAGUUCUGGUGUGAUCAUAUGGCUCUUGUAGCUACUAUUAAAGAUACUCAAGACUUCAUUCGAGAAUUGGAGGGACCUGGAGUUGACCCGUCUGUAGUCAAGCAACAGCAAGAAGCUGCAGAGGCUGCUAAAGAAGAAAUUGAUGGACUGCAAGAAGAACUAGAAACGGUUGUGAACCUUGGCUCUGAACUUAGAGUUGCUUGUGGAGAGCCUGACAAACCUAUUGUCAACAAGAGUAUAGAUGAGCUGAAUUCUGCCUGGGAUGCCUUAAACAAAACGUGGAAAGAGCGGGUGGACAAGCUUGCGGAAGCUAUGCAGGCAGCUGUUCAGUACCAAGAUGGACUGCAGGCAAUAUUUGACUGGGUAGACAUUGCUGGCAGCAAGUUAGCAUCUAUGUCCCCAGUUGGAACAGAUCUGGAGACAGUGAAGCAGCAAACUGAGGAACUUAAGCAAUUUAAGACAGAAGCUUAUCAGCAGCAGAUAGAAAUGGAAAGACUGAACCACCAGGCAGAACUAUUGCUGAAGAAAGUAACAGAGGAAAGUGACAGGCACACUGUUCAAGACCCUCUCUCAGAGCUCAAACUAAUGUGGGACAACCUAGAGGAAAAAAUUAUCAAUAGACAGCACAAGCUGGAGGGUGCCUUGUUAGCCUUGGGGCAGUUCCAGCAUGCCCUGGAUGAGUUACUAACGUGGCUGACGCAUACAGAAGAUCUGCUGAAUGAACAGAAACCUGUGGGUGGAGACCCCAAGGCUAUUGAAAUUGAGCUUGCCAAGCAUCAUGUGCUACAAAAUGAUGUUUUAGCUCAUCAGUCUACGGUGGAAGCAGUUAAGAAAGCAGGAAGUGACUUGAUUGAAUCAAGUGCUGUUGAAGAAGCAAGUAAUUUACGGAGCAAGUUGGAACUUCUGAAUCAGCGCUGGCAAAAUGUGUUGAAAAAAACAGAACAAAGGAAACAGCAGCUGGACAGUGCCUUGAUCCAGGCCCAAGGUUUCCAUGGUGAAGUUGAAGAUAUGCAGCAAUGGCUGACAGACACUGAACGUCAGCUGUUGGCAUCAAAACCUGUUGGAGGCUUACCAGAAACAGCAAGAGAGCAGCUUAAUACCCAUAUGGAACUUUGUGCUGCCUUUGAAGCCAAAGAAGAGACAUAUAAGUGUCUAAUGCAGAAAGGCCAGCAGAUGCUUGCAAGAUGCCCAGAAUCUGCUGAAACGAACGUUGAGCAGGACAUAAAUAACUUAAAAGAAAAAUGGGAAUCAGUACAAACAAAGCUCAGUGAAAGAAAAACCAAACUGGAAGAAGCGCUUAAUUUAGCAAUGGAGUUCCACAACUCACUUCAAGACUUCAUCAACUGGCUUACUCAGGCUGAGCAAACUCUAACUGCAGCUUCUCGGCCAAGUCUUAUCUUGGAUACUGUCUUGUUUCAAAUUGAUGAACACAAGGUUUUUGCCACAGAAGUGAAUUCUCAUCGGGAUCAGAUCAUAGAGCUGGACAAAACUGGAACCCAUUUGAAAUAUUUCAGCCAGAAACAAGAUGUUGUCCUUAUUAAGAAUCUGCUUAUUAGCGUACAGAGUAGAUGGGAAAAAGUAGUUCAACGCUUAGUUGAAAGGGGAAGAGCAUUGGAUGACGCAAGGAAAAGAGCCAAACAGUUCCAUGAAGCCUGGCACAAACUUAUGGAAUGGUUAGAAGAAUCAGAGAAAUCUUUGGACUCAGAGCUCGAAAUUGCAAAUGACCCUGACAAAAUAAAGAUGCAGCUUGCACAGCAUAAGGAAUUCCAGAAAUCUCUUGGUGCCAAACAUUCUGUGUAUGAUACCACGAAUAGGACUGGACGCUCCUUGAAAGAGAAAACCACUUUGGCUGAUGACAAUUUGAAACUAGAUGAUAUGCUGAGUGAACUAAGAGAUAAAUGGGAUACAAUUUGUGGAAAAUCAGUAGAAAGACAAAAUAAACUGGAGGAAGCACUGCUGUUUUCUGGACAAUUUACUGAUGCUUUGCAAGCUCUCAUUGAUUGGUUAUACAAAAUUGAGCCUCAGCUAGCAGAAGAUCAGCCAGUACAUGGUGACAUCGAUUUAGUGAUGAACCUGAUUGACAAUCACAAGGUUUUCCAGAAGGAGCUGGGAAAAAGAACAAGCAGUGUCCAGGCUCUGAAGCGCUCUGCCAGAGAGCUGAUAGAAGGCAGCCGUGAUGACUCUUCUUGGGUCAAAGUCCAAAUGCAAGAGUUAAGCACUCGCUGGGAGACAGUUUGUGCCCUGUCAGUAUCCAAGCAAACACGACUGGAACAGGCUCUCCGGCAGGCAGAAGAAUUCCACUCUGUUGUUCAUGUUCUUUUGGAGUGGCUGGCAGAGGCUGAGCAGGCUCUUCGUUUCCAUGGGGUCCUUCCAGAUGAUGAGGAGGCUUUACGUACACUAAUAGAGCAGCACAGGGAAUUUAUGAAGAAACUGGAAGAGAAAAAGGCAGAACUGAAUAAAGCAACAGGUAUGGGAGAAGCUAUCCUGGCUAUCUGCCACCCAGAUUCCAUCACAACCAUUAAACACUGGAUAACAAUCAUCAGAGCCAGAUUUGAAGAGGUAUUAGCAUGGGCUAAACAACAUCAACAGAGACUGGCAGGAGCUCUGGCUGGACUUAUCGCUAACCAGGAGUUGCUGGAAGCUUUGUUGUCCUGGUUACAGUGGGCAGAGACUACACUUAGUGAAAAAGAUAAAGAGGUUAUCCCCCAGGAGAUUGAGGAUGUUAAAGCGCUCAUAGCUGAGCAUCAGACUUUCAUGGAGGAAAUGACCAGAAAACAACCUGAUGUGGAUAAAGUUACAAAGACCUACAAAAGAAAGGCACUUGAACCCACGCCAGUACAAUCUCAUAUACCUGUCCUUGAUAAGGGGAGAGCAGGAAGAAAGCGUUCCCCAACACCAGGCAUAUAUCCAUCAGCAACCCAGGCACAAAUUGAAACCAAGAAUCCAAGGGUAAACCUUUUAGUCAGCAAAUGGCAGCAAGUCUGGCUUCUGGCCUUGGAAAGAAGAAGAAAACUUAAUGAUGCUUUGGACAGACUUGAAGAGUUGAAAGAAUUUGCCAACUUUGAUUUUGAUAUUUGGAGGAAAAAAUAUAUGCGGUGGAUGAACCAUAAGAAGUCUCGUGUGAUGGACUUCUUUAGGAGGAUUGAUAAAGAUCAGGAUGGAAAGAUAACAAGACAGGAAUUUAUUGAUGGAAUUCUUUCUUCAAAAUUCCCAACAAGUCGACUUGAAAUGAGUGCUGUUGCGGACAUUUUUGAUAGAGAUGGUGAUGGAUAUAUUGACUAUUAUGAAUUUGUAGCAGCUCUUCAUCCAAACAAAGAUGCAUACAAGCCUCUCACAGAUGCUGAUAAAAUUGAAGAUGAGGUUACAAGGCAGGUAGCUAAAUGUAAAUGCGCAAAGCGAUUUCAAGUGGAACAGAUUGGGGAUAACAAGUACAGGUUCUUCCUGGGAAAUCAGUUUGGUGACUCUCAACAACUGCGGCUUGUUCGUAUCCUAAGAAGUACAGUCAUGGUUCGUGUUGGAGGUGGCUGGAUGGCACUCGACGAGUUCUUAGUGAAAAAUGAUCCUUGCAGGGUUCAUCAUCACGGGAGUAAAAUGUUACGUUCGGAAUCAAACUCUUCAAUUACCACUCAGCCUACUAUAGCUAAAGGGAGGACAAACGUGGAGCUGCGUGAAAAGUUCAUUUUGGCAGAUGGUGCCAGUCAGAGCAUGGCAGCUUUCCGACCGAGGGGCCGUAGAUCACGACCCUCUUCAAGGGGUGCUUCUCCCAACAGAUCUACAUCAUUGUCAAGUCAGGCUGGCCAAGCAGCAGCCCCACAAGCGGUUGCUACAAGUACACCCAAGACACCCCAUCAUUUAACACGCAACUAUGGUAAACCAUGGUUGACAAACAGCAAAACGUCAACUCCUUCUAAGCCACCAGAAUCUUCAGACUAUCAAGGGUCAUCUGCAGAGGGAACACCAAUUCAAGGGAGUAAACUCAGAUUGCCAGGAUAUCUAUCAGGGAAGGGUUUCCACUCUGGAGAAGACAGUGGCAUACUGUCAACAGCAGCUACCAGAGUUAGAGCUCAGUUUGCAGAAACGAGAAGAACUCCAAGUAGACCUGGAAGCCGAGCAGGAAGCAAGGCUGGCAGCAGGUCAAGUAGCCGCCGAGGCAGUGAUGCAUCUGACUUUGACAUUUCAGAAAUCCAGUCUGUAUGCUCAGAUAUGUCAGAGACUGUUCCUGCUACAAGCAGACCGACACCCCGAGCAGGUUCUCGGCCAGGAUCAGCCAAGCCUUCUAAAAUUCCAACUCCCCAAAGGAGGCCACUAGCCAGCAAAUUGGACAAGUCCUUGAAGAGAUAAUAUGAUUGGCUUUGUAAAAGUCUUUUCCUUUUGCAUUAAGUAUUUAAGUUUGUAAGAUGUAAAAUAUUAUGUAGAAAUUAUUGUGAAAUAUUGCAAGAGGUGGAUUUUUAAUUCUGCAGAUGGCCUUAUUUGUGUAUUUGUCUUCUUAUUUUAUGUGUAUAAUUUUUGUCAGAUUUGUUUUUGUUUAUGCCAUAUCCUGUGAGAAGGGGGAAGAGUUUUAAUGUAAACUAACAAUUGUACACAGUAAUGUGUAGAAAGUACACUAAAAAUAAUUAUCGAAUGUACAGUGUACUGAAUGUACAGUAAGUCUUUGCAACCUGAAUAAAAUAGGUCUAUCACUAUGUCAUUAGUCAACAGUAAAGGAUACCUCAUGAUUUUUCUUUAAAAAAGAAAAAAAAGCCAAAAGACACAAUUACACAUUUUGAUCUAACUAAACAAACACUAAAGGAUGUAUGUCAGAAGUACUAAGGAACACAAGAACACAUUCACAAUGCCCUUAUUUAUACAGCAUCUCUCAGAGAACUCACAGCGUUAAUUAAGCACUUGCCAGUAAUAUGAUACUCCAAUACCUUGCAGCAUUUCUGUGCCAUUGCUUUCAAUGAGGCCAGACACAUCCUGGAUAUUUGAACUAUUAUUCUGUAAGAAUAUCAAUAUAAAGUGCAUUCAUGUAAAUGUGAGGUUUUCUUUUGCUUGAGUGGAUGGUAGCACUGUAUCAUUGAACUCAUUUUGUAUCAAAGCAAUUUUGCUUGCAGAAAGCUCUGAAAUAAACAUGUCCCUUAACUUUA
This is a messenger RNA of Dromaius novaehollandiae (emu), 26229 nucleotides long. RefSeq names its product dystonin. Gene Ontology annotation, biological process: exocytosis; wound healing; intermediate filament bundle assembly. The transcript is spliced from 105 exons. Gene Ontology annotation, molecular function: microtubule binding; structural molecule activity; keratin filament binding. The coding region runs from base 185 to 25444 and encodes 8419 amino acids. Gene Ontology annotation, cellular component: cell junction; cytoskeleton; keratin filament. The record is from RefSeq and is a predicted model, not a curated record. NCBI's taxonomy places the organism in Eukaryota, Metazoa, Chordata, Aves, Casuariiformes, Dromaiidae.